Molecule: messenger RNA, 2002 nt
Organism: Daphnia pulex (common water flea)
Lineage: Eukaryota; Metazoa; Arthropoda; Branchiopoda; Diplostraca; Daphniidae
Product: nucleoprotein TPR-like
Exons: 7
Coding region: 1513-1962 (149 amino acids)
Biological process (GO): mRNA export from nucleus
Cellular component (GO): nuclear pore
Molecular function (GO): structural constituent of nuclear pore
Source: RefSeq, a predicted model, not a curated record
ACGUCAUGAUACUCAACACUGCUCUAAUUGAUUUGGAUCUAUCCGUUAGUCUGUGCGCGGUCCAAAUUACGGAUCUCGGUCACAUUUCGUACUGUUCAACUUUAGCUAAAAGAAUAAUGGACUGCUUGAUGACCCGUGAAAUCUGCACGAAGAUGCAGUGGAAGACGCGUACCAAAGAUUCGCGGCCGGGUAUUUGCCCUCUCGUCAACAUUCUUUCAAUUUUCGGAGCAGUGAUGACGGCUGUUUUAGAGAAACACAACAAAACCACUUCAAUGGCCAAGAUUGUUUUUGCCGUCCAAGAAGCGAGGCGCCAGCAUCAAUGUGAAUACUAUAAGUCGUUGAACAUGACGCCAGUAAAUGAAUCGGAGGAGGAAAGUAGUUCUGUUCAAAAGAAAUGCGAAAAAAGCCAAGCCAUCCUACUGAUGCAACAGCGGACUAAGGCAAUCUUACAGGCAUUGGAAAAUUAUCGAGAAUAAUCACAAGCGCAUUGGAGAACAUAAUAUUAUUUCUUUCAAGUGAUUGUAUUAGUUUGUUGGUGAAUUAUUUCUUUUUGGUUUUCUACAUUAAUUUUUUCAAGUACCAAUAGUGAAUUGAAACAAUAAUUUGACUUUUUUAUGAUUCUCAAUUUCAACAACAAUAUAAUUUUCCGUUAACAGCACAUUUUUUGAAAAAGAUUUAGUCUUGCACUUUCUUUUCGGGGUCUACUGUUUAGCGUCAUUCAUUUCUCAAAUUAUUUGCAAUGGCCGCCAUGUUUUGUAAAAUGUCAAAGUGACAAAAUUCUAAUAUUUUGAUUUACGGGAGCAGAAAGCAGACCCCCACUAAACAAUUUAAGUUGACAAAGUUGUGAAGAAUGAAUUCAUUCUAGCCUUUUAUCUAAUUCAGUUUUCCCUGGAACUAGUGUGUGUAUAAUGGACUAACAGUGCAGAAAAUAUUUUCGCCUACGAUCUUAACCUGUUGCUAGUUAAGUUGACAGCAAAAUGUUUUACGGCAUUUCAAACUGUUGCUGGUAAAUUUGAAAAAGAAUUUGUGUAACUUUUAGCCUACUUUAAUAUGUUUUUAAAAAACAUCCAACUAAAAAGUUGGAUUCACAGCUUCAGCAACUACAAGAUUGGGCACGAAGAGAGGAGUCUAAUUCAAGAUCUGACAGAUGGGAAUCUUGCCUCCUCGCAAGAUCAGCUCAAAAAUGUUGGAUCAAAACCUACUUUGCUUGAAGCUAUGCAGCAAGAUUGGAAGAAAAAAAGGAAUCGCUUUUAGAAAAAAAAUAGGCUUAACUCUCUACUUUCAAGAAGAAAUGACGGCCUGGGUAGACUUACAGGGGAGCUCAAGGCUUUAACUGAUCAACUUGUUCAUGCUAAUAAAGAAAAAUCUGAAGCCCUUAUUAAAACUGAAGAGCUUAACAGCCAACAACUCACUUUGGAAUACAAAGAGAGAAGGCUGGACCAAGAACGGGAACUUAUUGUUCGACAACAGAGGCUUCUGCAAGAUGAACUUGAAACAAGAACAAGAGAGAUUAUGACCAUACGACGUGAGAAGACUUCAAGAGUGCUAGAACUCGAAGAACUAGAAGAAAACAUUGAAGCCAUGUCACCUGCGGCUUCUCGGUUGUUAAAAUCAGGAAUGACCCUAACUCAGAUUUAUAGUCAAUAUGUGUCUAUUUCUGAGCAAAUGCUAUUUGAAGAGGAAGAGAAUAAGAAAUUGAAUAACUACAUAGAUCAAAUUCUUCAGGAACACGAGGAUCGAGCGCCAACCAUAGCUCGACAACGCGAAGAUAGUAUCCUCAAAGAAAAGAAAGAAAAGGAGGCUGCUUUAGACAGUCAAAUUCAAGCACUUCAAGGACAGUUAGCUGAAUUAAGAGCUAUCGACGGCUUUGAUAAAGAGACUGAAGGCUGCGAUGUUCCGACUAUACCGGUGGAGAGUUUAAAUGUUAUAAGUUAUAUGUUAUACGUCGCAUGUUAUAAGUAACGUUGAUGAAAUAAAUAAAAUAAAGUUGACAAAAUCUGUU